Orycteropus afer afer is the source of this 7515-nucleotide messenger RNA. RefSeq names its product polycystin 1 like 2 (gene PKD1L2). Gene Ontology annotation, biological process: detection of mechanical stimulus. Gene Ontology annotation, molecular function: protein binding; calcium ion binding; calcium channel activity. The record is from RefSeq and is a predicted model, not a curated record. NCBI's taxonomy places the organism in Eukaryota, Metazoa, Chordata, Mammalia, Tubulidentata, Orycteropodidae. Gene Ontology annotation, cellular component: membrane.
AUGAGUGCAGUGGGCUUAGCGCUCUUAGGGCUUGUUCUGAGUUUUAAGGCCACCAUUGCUGAGCCAGAGGAGGGCAACCUUUGCUCUAAGAGUCAGGUGGCCUUCAGAGAUGCUUGCUAUGAAUUUGUGCCACUUGGACGGACCUUCCAUGGUGCCCAGGGCUGGUGCGAGGAGCAAGGAAGCCAUUUGAUCUUCAUCCGAGAUGAAGGCACCCAGCAGUUUCUGCAGAAGCACAUCUCCCAAGACAGGGAAUGGUGGAUUGGACUCAUAGGAAACCUGGCAUCGAAUGGAACCACAGAAGGGCUGGGCACUUGGCUGGAAACCUCCAAUGUGACCUACAGCAACUGGGGUGGAGGACAGGCCAUGCUUGGCCCCGAUGCCUGCAGCUACAUCGGGAAAGGCCCCUUCUCCCAGUGGGCCACCACAGACAACUGCUCCCUAGAGUUCGCCUUCAUCUGUGAAUCUGGGCUCGGCCAGAGCCUGGACUGUGAUGGCUCCAAUGCCACCAUGCACUGUGGCUCUGGAGACAUCAUCCAGAUGCAGGAUGCCUUCUACGGGCGCCAGACCCCUCACUAUUGCACCUGGGACGCUGGGCACCCUGCAGACCUGGAGGAGGAAUGCAGCUGGGUCAACGUGAAGGAUGAGGUAGCAGGCAUCUCUGUCUAUAGCAUGGAGCAGGGAAGCUCCAUUGCUGGACACAGAAACCAGUCCUGUUUGUCCAGCAAUGUGACCUACCAGUUCACAUCUCCUGGAGAAUUCACAGUGUUUGCUGAGUGCACCACCAGUGAGUGGCACGUGACAGCUCACAAGCAAGUGACAAUGCGAGACAAGAUGGAGAGGCUCAGUGUGACUGGGUGUUCCAGCCUGUCCAUGUCUGGGAACAGCCCUCUCUGUCGCACUGUCUUUGGGGACUCUCUCUGGAUUCAGGUGGAGCUCGAUGGAGGAACAGGGGUCACUUACACCAUGCUGUUGGGUAAUAUAACCCUGACACAGUGCACCACCCUGAGGGGCCCACUUCCCCAUAAUCUGACCCUGGACAGAGCAGGCCAGCAGCUGGUGGGCCCUGGGAUGCACCAGCUGGAGAUCCGAGCCAUCAGCAACACCACCACCUCUGAGCUCUCUGGCAACAUCACCGUCCACUUGGUGGAGCCACUGUCGGGGCUACAGGCCUCUUGGACUUCUGACAAUUUGGAACUUGGACAGGACCUACUGAUCAACAUCUCAGUGGCUCGUGACACUCCUGAGAAACUGACCUUUGAGGUGACAGGACUCAACAGAAACUUCUCCCACGAGGAAGAGAGCUUUGGGGAACCAUUUGGGAUUUAUCAUGUGGCGGUUCCUAUAGAGGGCACCUUCCUGGUCACUGUGCUGGUGAGGAAUGCCUUCUCCAACUUGAGUUUGGUAAUUGGAAGCAUCACUGUCUCAGCUCCCCCCGGUCUCCAAGAACCACCUGAGACAAAUGUGGAAAAAGAUAAAGAAAAAGGGAAAACCAGGGUGUAUGUUGAACCUGAUCGAUAUGUGGAUCCUUUCACAACAGUGACUCUGGGCUGGCCAGACAAUGACAAGAAUUUACACUUCCAGUGGUCAUGUGGGCACUGCUGGGCUCAGUGGAGCAACUGUGUUCAGAGGCAGCUACUUCACACAGACCAGAGGGAGCUGCUGGUUCCGUCCUCCUGCCUGCCACCACCAGACUCUGCUGUGACCCUGCGCCUGGCUGUCUGGAGAGGACAGAAACUGGAGAACAGGGAGGAGCAAUGCGUCUACGUGUCUGCACCCCGGGAACUCAGGCCUCGAGUCAGCUGUGAGCAGAACUGUGGGCCAGUGAGUGCUGACGAAGACAUCAUGCUCAGAGUCACAACGGGAGGCGAUGCCCCUAUGGCCACAUUCAGCUGGUAUUUAGAUGACACUUCACCAGAGAAGGCUGAGCUCCUCCCAGCUGCCUGUACAUUCAGAGGAUUUUGGCCAAGUUCUCUAAGCCUCCUUCAGAGCAACAGCUCCACCCUGCGUCUGAACAGCUCCUUCCUGAAGUCCUGGGGAGAAGGUGUUCGCAUCAGAGCCACAGCACUGACCAGGAACACCUAUGGGCAAGACACCUAUGUGAUCAGCACCCUGCCUCCCCCUGAGGUGCCAGCCUGCACCAUCACCCCCAAGGAGGGCACUGUCUUAACGAACUUCGCCAUUGUGUGCAAUGCCUCCACAGCCCUGGACCCAAUGGAGUACUGCUUCUGUCUGGAAUCAGGCUCUUGCCUACACUGUGGCCCUGAACCAGCCCUCCCAUCAGUUUAUCUGCCACUUGGAAAGGAAAGCAAUGCCUUUGUCCUGACAGUGGUCAUUUCUGUCACCAACCGUGCAGGCAGCAAGCAGCAGACCCAGGCCACUGUUAAGGUGGGGCUUGCAGACGCACGUGUGGAGGAUGCAGCAUUUCAGGCUUCAAUGGCAGAGACCAUUACUACCACUCUGGAAGGGGAGCGUGGCCCUGAGCAGCUCUUCCAGCUGGCCAAGUCCGUGUCUUCUGUGCUGAACCAGGAGCGUCCAGGGGACGACUUUGGGCAGCCACUGGAAAUGGAUGCCAGAAAGAAGGUCAGAGAGCGUGUGCUGGGGUCUCUGUCUGCCAUCACCGGCAACCUGGAGAAAAUGCAAAGAGUGCAGAGGCUGGCUGAGGUGCUGAGAGAGGUGACUCAGCACAGUGAAGAGCUCACAGCCUGGGCCCAGUGGGAAGCCAGCCAGGCUCUCCAGCAUGCCAGUGAGGCCCUGUUGGCAGCCAGUGCCAGGGCCCAUCCUGAGGACCAGAGGCGCCAGUCGGCCACCAGGGACCUCUUUCAGGCUGUGGGCAGCGUGUUGGAGGCUUCUGUGAAUGACAGAUCAGAAGAGCCCACAGAGGGCAACAGCAGUCAGACUGCCACAGUGCCACAGCUGCUCAGAGUGGUGAGGCAUGUGCAGAUGGCCCUCCUGCUGGGAAGACUGCCUGGGGGCCUGCCAGCCAUGCUGGCCACCCCCUCUGUCUCCGUGUAUUCAAACAGAAUACAGCCCUGGAGCUGGCCAGGCCCCUCCGUGCACGUCGCUGAUGCUAACUCUGCAACCUUCACUCUGCCUGCUGCCUCAUUCCUCAGCAACAUGGUGGAUGGCCGUGAGCCUGUGGACAUAAGGAUGAUGAGUUUCCCAAGGAGCCCCUUUCCAGCUCACGGUCACUUUGAUGUCAGUGGGACUGUUGGUGGCCUCUGUCUGACCAGCCCUAGUGGACAGCUCAUACCUGUGAAGGAUCUGCGAGGGAAUAUUGAGAUCCUGCUGCCCCGGCUUUUGGAAGGUCAUGGGGAGCCAACUGCAUUGAACUUGACUGGCCCUGAGGCUUUGAGGGUGAACCUGACUUCAGGGAAGGCAGCUUUGGGGAUACAUCUGCACUGGAGACCUAGAAUCCCACUCACACUCAGCCUGGGCUAUGGCUACUACCCUAACAAGACCACCUAUGAUGCCAAAAUUCACCUUCCUCCCACAGCUGAUCCAGAUGGACUGUCCAUGUGGAUCCUGAGCCCUGAGGACCUGCAUUUUGGAGAAGGUGUCUACUACUUAACUGUGGUCCCCACUGGUGACCUGGAACUGGCAGCUGGCAGGGACCUCACAGUUGGCAUCACCACCUUCCUGUCCCAUUGUGUGUUCUGGAAUGAGGUCCAGGAGACCUGGGACAGCUCUGGGUGCCAGGUGGGACCACGGACCACCCCUUCCCAGACACACUGCCUCUGCAACUACCUCACCUUCUUUGGAAGCACGUUUCUGGUGAUGCCCAAUGCCAUCGACAUCUGCCAGACUGCCGAACUCUUUUCCAUCUUCGAGGACAACCCCGUUGUCGUGACCACAGUGGGCUGCCUCUGUGCUAUCUAUGUGCUGGUGGUGAUCUGGGCGAGGAGGAAGGAUGCUCAGGACCGGGCCAAGGUUAAGGUCACAAUGUUGGAGGACAAUGAUCCCUUUGCCCAGUACCACUACCUGGUGACAGUCUACACCGGACACCGGCAGGGAGCAGCCACCUCCUCAAAGGUGACAGUCAGUCUGCAUGGCCUGGAUGGAGAGAGUGAGCCCCACCACCUGGCAGACCCUGACACCCCAGUGUUUGAGCGAGGAGGAAUGGAUGUCUUCUUGCUCUCCACCUUGUUCCCCCUCGGGGACCUGCAGAGUCUCAGGCUGUGGCAUGACAACUCAGGGGACCAGCCGUCUUGGUACGUGAGCCGGGUGCUGGUCCAUGAUCUGGCAAUGGAUCGGAAGUGGCAUUUCCUCUGCAACUCUUGGCUGUCCAUCGAUGUUGGGGACUGCGUCCUUGACAAGGUAUUUCCAGUGGCUAAAGAGCAGGACAGGAAACAAUUCAGCCAUCUGUUUUCCAUGAAGUCCUCUGCGGGCUUCCAGGAUGGGCACGUUUGGUAUUCCAUCUUCUGCCGCUCUCCUCGGAGCCCCUUCACGCGUGUCCAGAGGGUGUCCUGCUGCUUCUCCCUGCUCCUCUGCACCAUGCUGACCAGCAUCAUGUUCUGGGGUGUCCCCAAGGACCCAGCUGAGCAAAAGAUGGACCUGGGCAAAAUUGAAUUCACUUGGCAGGAAGUGAUGAUUGGGCACGAGAGCUCAAUCCUUAUGUUCCCCAUCAACCUCCUGAUCGUUCAGAUCUUUAGGAACACCCGUCCUCGGGCCGCCAAGGAGCAGAAGACUGGGAACUGGGGCUGGAGGGGUCCCAGCCUGACCCCCUCCCCACAGCCAGUAGAGGAUGGUCUUUUGACCCCUGAAACGGUGACCAAGGAUAUGUGCCGACUCAUCAGGUCACUGUUUAAAGCUCUCAAAGUACCAUCCCCUGCCUUGGGCGGGGACUCAGCAAACCUGACGGACAUCAAUAAACUUCUGGCCUUGGUGGAAGACGUCAUUGGUUCACAGAACAUGGCAGGGCAGGUGUUUGGUGAGGAAGCUAAAAAAAGAGAGGACCCUUUAAUGACUGCUCUUGGGUCUGCACACAUCAAAGAGAAAAUGUGGUGCCCCACGCCCCAGGUGUCCCCUGGUGGCCCUCAGAAGGCUAGCUGCUACAGGCAGUGUCUCUACGCCCAGCUGGAGCACAUGGAGUGGGCACUGCGGCUGCUGGGGCCCCUCCGUUUCCCCCAGGGCCAGAGUCAUGCCCAGGCCCUCAGGCAGCUGCAGACCCUGAAGGGCUGCCUGGGGGUGCAGCCACGCACCGUGGGCCCAGCACACCUCAGCUCCCCACAAAUGAGAAGGACGCCUCGUGGCCUGCCCUGGUGGUGCCUCCUGGUGGGCUGGCUCCUGGUGGCAGCCACCAGUGGUGUGGCCACCUUCUUCACCAUGAUGUACGGGCUGCACUAUGGACGUACCAGCUCCCUCAAGUGGCUCAUCUCCAUGGCAGUCUCCUUUGUGGAGAGCAUGUUCGUCACCCAGCCCCUGAAGGUGCUGGGCUUUGCUGCUUUCUUUGCGCUGGUCUUGAAGAAAGUGGAGGAUGAGGAGGAGCCUGUGGUGGCCCUGGAACAACCUCUGUCUCGCCCAGAUCCCUAUGCCUUGUUCCAAGCACGAAGAAACAGCAGACAGGGUAUCUAUCAGCCACCCCUUGCCGUCGAUGUUGAGAAGAUGAAAAUCACCUGCCUCAAGGAACAGAAAGCAUUUGCCCUAAUCAUAGAAAUCGUGGUGUAUCUGGGUUUCCUGUGGAUGCUGCUACUGGUGGCCUAUGGACAGAGGGACCCCAGUGCCUACUACUUUAACAGACACCUUCAGCACAGCUUCACCCAAGGCUUUCCAGCCGUGUCGAGCUUCCGGGACUUCUUCACAUGGGCCAACACCACCCUUGUAAGCAACCUGUAUAGUCACCACUCAGGCUUUAUCACCGAUGGGAACUCCAAGCUGGUUGGCAGUGCCCGGAUGCACCAAGUGAGAGUCCAGGAAAGCUCUUGCCCUCUAGCUGAGCAGCUGCAGGCAUCUUUUGAUGGCUGCCAGGUGCCAUAUUCCCUGGAUGUUGAAGACCUGUCAGACUAUGGGGAAGGCUGGAAUGCCUCCAUCCUCAAUAGCAGCAGUGGCUUUCCCCAGGCUUGGCAGUACCAGACCCAGCACCAAUGCCGAGGGUAUCCCAUCUGGGGCAAACUCACUGUGUAUGGGGGAGGAGGCUACACAGUCCCCUUGGGGACUGAUCGCCAAAGUGCUUUAAGAAUUCUCCAGUAUUUUUUUGAUAACACCUGGCUGGACACCCUGACCAGAGCUGUGUUUGUGGAGUUCACUGUUUACAACACCACUGUCAACCUGUUCUGCAUUGUCACUCUGACCCUGGAGACCAACGCCCUGGGAACAUUUUUUGCACAUGUGAACCUGCAGAGCCUCCGCCUGUACCCCUUCACCGAUGGCUGGCAUCCCUUUGUGGUGGCAGCAGAGGCCCUCUACUUCCUCUUCCUCCUCUACUACAUGGUUGUGCAGGGCAAGCUCAUGAGGAAGCAGAAAUGGUGCUAUUUCUGCAGCAAGUGGAAUCUCUUGGAGCUGACCAUCAUCCUGGCCAGCUGGAGUGCCCUGGUGGUGUUUGUGAAGAGGGCCGUCCUGGCAGAGUGUGACAUCCAGCACUACCGGGGCCACAGAGAGGAGGGGAUCAGUUUCAGUGAGACAGCAGCAGCUGAUGCUGCCCUUGGCUACAUCAUCGCCUUCCUGGUCCUCCUGUCCACAGUGAAGCUAUGGCAUCUGCUCAGGUUGAACCCCAAAAUGAACAUGAUCACAUCAGCCCUGCACCAUGCCUGGGGGGACAUCUCAGGCUUUAUCGUUGUUAUUGUUAUCAUGCUCCUGGCUUACUCCAUCACGUCCCAUUUAAUAUUUGGAUGGAAGCUCCGAUCCUACAAAACUCUCUUCGGUGCAGCAGAAACAAUGAUCAGCCUUCAGCUGGGAAUCUUCAACUAUGAGGAGGUUCUCACUGAUAGCCCAGUGCUUGGCUCCCUCCUGGUCGGGUCCUGGAUUGUGUGCAUGACAUUCGUGGUGUUGAAUCUGUUUAUCUCUGUCAUCCUGGUGGCCUUCAGGGAGGAGCAAAAAUACCAUCAGCUGUCGGAGGAAGGAGAGAUUGCCGAUUUUCUGCUGAUGAAAAUACUCAGUUUCCUAGGCAUCCGAGGUAAAAGAGAGGCACCUCAAAGCUGCAGUGAGAAGUGUGGGGAGCUGACAGAGCCUGGGCGCCCUCAACUGGCACAUGCUGCACCCAAGGCCCGGCCCAGCCACCCCUGUCUGGAGCCCUUCUCACUGCCGGGGCGCAGCCCCCAUAACAAGCAAAGCCCCCAGCUGCCGAUCGAGCACUUCCACUCGCCCGGAGGCGGCCACGAGACCCCGCCCCAUAUGCACGCUCUCCCGCUCGUCGCCCUAUCCGGGACCGUGUCCGGUCUGGGGGUCCCCGCCUCCCGCGCGCAACCCUAUUGUCCGCGGCCCGCCCCGCUCCACGGCCCAGCCGGCUUGCUCCGGUCCCGGGCCUCCCCGUCCGGCCGCCGGGAGCCAAAGUCCUGCGCGGCGACCCUCCGCACCCUGUGA